This is a messenger RNA of Pundamilia nyererei, 3782 nucleotides long. It is a transcript of the gene rab11fip4a, whose product is annotated as RAB11 family interacting protein 4 (class II) a. The transcript has 15 exons. Gene Ontology annotation, molecular function: calcium ion binding. Lineage: Eukaryota; Metazoa; Chordata; Actinopteri; Cichliformes; Cichlidae. Gene Ontology annotation, biological process: regulation of cytokinesis; endocytic recycling. Bases 244 to 2034 code for a protein of 596 amino acids. Gene Ontology annotation, cellular component: recycling endosome membrane; cleavage furrow; endocytic vesicle. The record is from RefSeq and is a predicted model, not a curated record.
AUUAGCAACUGGCCUGUGACGUAAUGCCUCGUGACGAACUCGUAAGUCGUCGCGUAUUUCCGACACUCCUCGCGCCUCUUGAGCGUGCCGUGCUGCUUGUAUAACAGUAGCGGUACCAGUCGGUCCGGCGGAGCUGAAGGCUGGGAUGGUGAUGGCGACCGUCGGAGUCGGUGUCUUACAGUCCGUUUGAUUGAGGAAAACCAGAAUAUAAGCUGUGUGUGUGUGCAGCACGAAGCCUGUAUAAUGGAAGGACGUGCCUUUCCCGAACAAGAACAGCUCCUACAGUUUUUGAGGAGGCUCAAGGAGGUUUUCGACGUCUGUGACGAGGAUGCUGACGGCUUCAUCCGGGUGGAGCACUUGAUGGACCUCGGUCUUCAAUUCGGUCAAGGAGACGAGGUGAAGAAGUUGACAAGGUACCUGGAUCCUAACGCUCAUGGGAAAAUCAACUUCAAAGACUUUUGCCACGGAGUGUUUGCUAUCAAAGGUUGUGAAGAAAUAAUGAAGAUGACCGUGGGUCCUCGCAGCCAUGCCUCCAGCCAGCCAUCUGUCACAGACAAUGGCUAUAUAUACCAGAAUGGUGAGGCAAAGCUUGGUCCUCCAAUUAUCAUGUGUACACGGUCCUACCAGGAAAGCACGUGUGCUGAUGGCGAGUGCGACAUGGACAGCAGCACUGAAAAUGGCAACAGCUCUGACUCACUUCACCCAACACGGCAACGCAGCCGCCUGAUUGGCUCAGCGUCUGCGCCCGUCAUCUCUAGAGAGGAGCAGUUUGAAGACUACGGUGAAGGGGAGGAUGUAGAUUUUACUCCCAGCAGCCCUUGCCCUGAAGAAGAAACACGAACAAAUGGUUUCUCAGAUCUUGGAUCCUCGCUUCCCUCCAGUGCUGGCCACACCCCUCAAAAGAUGCGGCAGCUGUAUAACAGUGAGCUGCUGGACAUCUACUGUUCGCAGUGCUGCAAGAAAGUGAAUCUACUCAAUGACUUGGAGGCUCGACUGAGAAACCUCAAGGCCAACAGUCCUAACAGGAAGAUUUCCAGCACAGCAUUUGGACGUCAGCUGUUCCAGGCCAAUCACAGCGUGUUUGGGUCCAGUCAGGGCAGCAGCACAGAGGAUCUGUUCACAGACAGUAUCGACUCCUGUGACCUUGACAUCACAGAGAAAGUCAGCUACCUGGAGAAAAAGGUGACCGAACUGGAAAGUGACAGUCUGGCCAACAAUGACCUCAAGUCUAAACUCAAGCAUGACAACACCCACCUUGUGCACAGGGUUCAUGAGCUAGAGGAGCAGGUGAAGGAUGCAGAGACAAAGUCUGCAGAGAGUCUCAAAGAAGAGGUGAAGAAACACCGGGAGGCUUACACCAAGAUGGAGAGAGAUAGAAACACAGAGAUAGAGCUGCUCUGUAACAGGUUACAGCAGUUAGAAGAAGAGAAUACAGAGAUGAAGUUGAAUGUGUGCAGACUCAAGUCUCAGACUGAAAAAAUGGAUCAGGAGAAGCAGAGGGUGACAGACAAACUGGAGGACACUAGUUUGAGGCUGAAAGAUGAGAUGGACCUGUACAGGAAGAUAAUGGACAAGCUCUGGCAAAACCGCCACGAGUUUCAGAAGGAAAAAGAGUCCAUGCAGGAGCUGAUUGAUGAUCUCCGUCGGGAGCUCGAGUAUCUGCAGUUGUUUAAACUGGAGAUGGAACAUCCUGGGAAAGGCAAGGGGCUGUCUGAGUUUAACGCCAAAACCAGGGAGAUGGAAAUGGAACAUGAAGUGAAGAGACUGAAACAGGAGAACCACAAGCUGCGCGAUCAAAACGACGACCUGAACGCUCAGAUUCUCAGUCUGAGCUUGUACGAGGCCAAGAACCUGUUCUCCUGUCAAACCAAGGCCCAGUGCCUGGCAGCUGAGAUUGACAACGCUUCCAGAGAUGAGCUUGUGGAUGCUUUGAAGGAGCAGGAGGAGAUCAACCUGCGUCUGAGGCAGUACAUGGACAAAAUCAUUUUGGCCAUUCUCGACCACAAUCCUUCCAUCCUGGAGAUCAAGAAUUAAACACAAUGCACAUUUGUAUUAGUGAAGCUGUGCUGAUCUACCGUUACCUUUAGUCCGUAAAGUUGUAAUCCAUAACAUUCCUGUCCUGGCUGAAGCUGAUGGAGCUGCUUACGCUACAGACAAACACAUUCGCAUUGUUCACUCAGUGAUGUUUUUUUUUUCACAGAUAUUGUGCACGUUUGGUCCCCCCUGUGAGAUGUAAAUCUUAAGCUGCAGUACAAAAUGCAGGAAAUGUUCUGUUGGUGGACAUAAAUAUUUUUUCCUGCUGAACUGCAGCAAACAGUUCACAUUAAAGCUUUCCUGCAUUUCAGCAUCAACUCUUUGGGUAUCAUUGCUUUUACUUGGAAGGUGACACUAACCCUGGAUAUUUAAUCCCUUUAAUGUGUGACCACUUUGAAUCUGGUAACACAUUUUAAUGUGUGGAUGUUACCACAAAUUACUGAUAAUGCAAUAAAUGGGCAGUUUUUGGUUUGGGUACAAUCAGAAUCUGAUGUCACUAAAAAGUUAAGGAUUACAACUUUACAUUGCAGCUAACAUUCUGAAUGUUUGACACUUGCACACAAAUGUAUGUACAUUACCACAGCAGCUGGUCUCCACAUCCACCCGAAGUAAACGCCUCUUUAUAAGGAAUCACUGUAGAGCAACUUUGCCAUUUUAAUCUUAUCCACCGAUGUUUAUCACUGUAUGUUUGAAAGUACAUAAAAGAAAAGCAUCUUUCCUGUAUGUUAUGUAAUUUGGACAACUGUCUUUGACUCACAGGCACCAAGUGGAAAACAGAUUUAAGAAGUGAAGCAAAUAAAAUGGGAAGGUGAACCGUUUCUGUAGUAAAAUCAGAAACGAGUUGUUCUGUAGAGAUUGUCGAUAGCUACACAGUACAUGAACACUGAUGUAAGCCUUUCUGGUGACACUCAACUUUUCAGUUCUUGUGAUCAUUUGAUUGCGUUUCUAACCCUUUAAUUUAGCUGUUUGAACACAGCCGAAUGUUUACAUUGAACCAUAUGCUUUUAUAUCGGUUUUCAGUAGUAGUUCCAAAUGUUAAUGUCACUAACUACAUGAAGCCUUUGCUUUCUGAAGACUUUUCACUAUAGAGAUAUUUAAAGGUGCCAAUGAACAGAAUUAUGUGCCAAAUCAUUUGUUUUCCACAAAUAAUCUAGUAGAUGAAGAGCAUCAUACUGCAGAGCUGGAUGGCUUACAUGUACUUGUAUAUUAGCCAAAUUAGCAUGUGUAUCUAUGAAUCCAGAACUGUAACAUGCAUUUAUUAAUAAAUGUGUAGAAAUGUGCGCACAUCAUAAAAACUGCAAGUCCAGAUCGUGUCGUGCUGUUCUGAUCUGAGCUUAUUCCAAAUUUUCUCACCAAACAUGAAAAUAUUCAGGUUCAGGAAAUUGUAUUUAGCUUUGCAAGGAAAUGAAUACAUGUGACACAUGUGGUGAAGCUCGAGGAUUUUAACAGUGUGAACUAAUGAUGUUCUUUGCAUUGAAUAUAGAUUACAAGAAAACUCUGUGGAGCACCUUUAAAAUCAGGUUCUGCACUGUAGCCCAACUAUGAAAGCACAUAGCACGUGAUAUAGUAACACACUUGUUUCGUAGGCAAAGUUUAUAUACCUGGAACAAUGAUUUUAAAAUAGGGUGUAAACAUUCUUGUUCUGUCAAAAUUCACAUGUUCACAUUGAUUUCUUUUAUUUUUGUACCACACAUGGAGCAAUGGGUGACUAGAUGUGUAAAUAAAAUCCAUUCGCUUAGCACCACAAA